Messenger RNA from Coniophora puteana RWD-64-598 SS2, 3954 nucleotides. RefSeq lists its product as uncharacterized. The record is from RefSeq and is a predicted model, not a curated record. The transcript has 11 exons. NCBI's taxonomy places the organism in Eukaryota, Fungi, Basidiomycota, Agaricomycetes, Boletales, Coniophoraceae. The coding region runs from base 1 to 3954 and encodes 1317 amino acids.
AUGCCCUUUAGUCCGAGAGGGAAGAAACGAGGAUAUGAGUCCACCUAUAAUCUUCUCUCCGACGAGAACGAAGAUGACCCGGAUCUCGUGAAGAGUUACUCACAGACGGUCGAACUCCCAUCGGGUCGUACUAGUAGGUGGCUGAAAACCUCUCAGACCCAGCGGUACGAGCCUUCGAGCUUGAGUUCGGCAUUGAUCCAACAUGAUGACCUGCUGGACGACUGGAAUCCAUCGUUGGAAGAUGCAUCAUCUCAGUUCCCUGAUGAUGACGACUCGGACGAUGACGAGUCCAAUGACACACUGGAACCGACACCGCGUGAGCACGUCGUUAUAGAACAUACCUCUAACAGACGAGGUUCUUCGUUUGCGGACGCACCUUUGCGCACGUGGGCGGGAGACAAUCGGCAAACAGGGUACCGACAGGAGUACCUCGACGAAGAAGUUAGGGCUGAAGGUUGCGGUCGUGCAGCGGACACAUCCUGCAACUGUGAACGCGGACAUCCCAGAGUCUACCGGUGCGAGACGUGUUCGGGACGUCAUAUGACCUGCAGAGAAUGUCUCUUAUCGGCGCACUCAAAACUACCUCUACAUCAUGUAUCGGAAUGGAAUGGAUCGUUCUUCCAGAGGGUGUCUUUGUCGUUGCUCGGAUUAAGGGUGCAAGUGGGUCACGAGGAUGGCUCGCGAUGCGUCCUCCCUUAUCCGGGCCACCCGGAUUUUGUUGUUAUCCACGCCAACGGUCUUCACCAUAUACAUCUCGAUUACUGCGGGUGCGACCGCAAAGUAUCCUACCGUCUGCAGCUCCUCCGUUUCGGAUGGUACCCUUCUACAGUUGAUAUAGUCCGUACAGUGUCAACAGAAGAGGCGCUCGCGCAGUUCUCAGCUCUCACUUGCAAAACGAAGGUUUCUGCCUACGGCUACUACGAGGCUCUUGAAUGCUUGACCGAUCCCCUGGGCUUAAACGUUCCUAAUCGUCGAUAUAAGGCUUUUCUUCGUACAAUCCGUCAGCACGACCACGUCAAGCUCAUGAAAGAGGCCGGACGUGGCAAUGUUGUCUCCGGGAUUGAGACUACAAAACCGGGCGAGCUUGCGGUCCAGUGCCCGGCCUGUCCUCACCCCGGAAUCAACCUUCCUCCUGGCUGGGAGGAGGCCGACGAAUCUCAAAAAUUUUUAUAUUGCCUCUUCCUGGCGAUGGACGCGAACUUUCGGCUCAAGAAUCGCAACCGCGGGGAAUCAUCGACCGAUGUAGAGCUCCAUAACGGCCUCGCAUACUUUGUUAAAACAGGACCAUAUAUGGAGUACAUCCGUUCUAGCGAGGCCCAACGAGACAUAUCUACUUGUUCUGGAUUUCGCUCGCUAUCUAGUGCAGAGACCAAGUUCUCGCACGGACUUCUGGCCACGGGCGUAGCCAUGGUCAUAUGCGCUCGCCAUGAAUUCAUUCGCGCGUUAGGAGUAGGUGAUUUACAAGCCGGUGAACGGUACCCCAACAUGGACUAUAUAUUCUUCUCGACAAUGUCGAUGGUUCUUCUGCUGCUCGUCGUGAUUUCAUACGAUAUCGUAUGCCAGUGGAAGGUUAAUUUAUUCAAGCGCAUGGAUUCGUUACCACCAGAACUGCAGCUUUCUAUAUUGAUGCUAUCUGAUAUCCUCUUGUUCGGAAUUCCAAAGUUUCACGCGCCCGGCCACAACGAGAAGUGUGCCACCCAAUACUCUCUCAACCUCAUGUGGGGUGCGGGGCGUACAGAUGGAGAGGGAAUCGAGCGACGUUGGGGAGACCUUGGCAGAGCAAGUACUAUGACUAAGGAGAUGUCCCCGGGAGCUCGACACGAUACCCUCGACAUUCUUUUUACCUUGCAUAACUUAUCGAAGUACUGCAUGCUGGGAUUAACUCUUCGGGCGCGGUUGCUCGUGGCUGUAGACAACCGGGGAUUCCAGCGUAAAGCACUGGCCGCCUUCAGCGCCUCUAUCAGCUCGGAGGAUCGCCAAGUUUGGAUCGACAUGGCAGUAGCUUGGGAAAAAAACAAGGAGAAGCCCAACCCAUACUUAUAUACUCACAAGGGUAUUACCGAAACCGAGGUUCGCGCGAGGCUCGCCCAGAAAGAGAAGGACAUAAAGAUACUUCCUCACGAUAUGCCUCCCAGCAUUGUCGUGAAGCAAGCGUUAUCCAUUGAAGACAAGCAGCGCCGCCUACGCGAUGACCUGUCACGGCUUAGAGAUCUUACAGCGGACGAGAGGGCACAAAUUGACGUACGUCGCGCGGGCAUCAGCCGAGAGAUCUCGAAGCUUCGAGAUGUUCAAAAAGUUUAUAUGCCGGGACUGGACGUCGUCAUAAACAACAAGGGUGGCACUGGCGACCUCGAGCACGAACCCGAAAAGGCUCUGCUCUUUCUGCCCUCAGCACUAGAUGACCAGGAACGUAAAAUCUGUACUCACAGUUUUGCUGAGACGGAGACCGAGCUGCGUAUAGCUCAAGGCCAUGCGUCCCUCGACAGAUUACGCACAUUGCUCCAGACGAGGUAUCACUUUACUUCUCACCGGAAUAUUAACACACGAGGGCAACGGCCGACAACUCGAGUACAGACCUUGAUCAGGGAAUACAGCCGGAAGAUCGAGGCUGUACGGCUGAAGUACACAGAGGGAUUGGACGCCUUGAAGUUGCUUGAUCCACAGGGACGGUGGCAGGACAGUUUGAAACCACUCACCUUGGGCGAUCUCCGAGCACUCCAAGAGCCACUCAUAGACAUUGCGACGACUAAGCAAAAGGCAAAAGACCUGCAACAAGGGUUAGGAGAAGGUUAUCGAACAGUAUCAUGGAUCUGGACGGGCCGAACGAACGCGGGCGAUCACGAUGAUCGCGAAGAUCUCCGUGUUGAGUGGUUGAAAUCGCGGGCGCGUACGAAACGGUGGGAGGAGGAGGUCGACUUGCUGAAGGAGGAGAUGCGGCGCGUCCGAGCGUUCUUGGAAUACAAAGCCCGAUGGUGGGAGAGCCGCGCGGUUCUGGACUCCACGGGUGCGAGAUCGGACGCUUCGAGGCCGGGUGGGGAGGAGGCGGGAGGAGUGGCAAUGGCCGUCUGCACUGAUAGCCCAGCGCCUACAUGGUCCUUCUUGCAGCACCAAGCGCUCGCGUCGGGCGUGCAAGCGCACGCUCUCCGUCAAGCCCACCAGCAGCGUCUCUUGAGGAUGCACUUCACGGACCUAUGGGAGAAGAAGUGGUCAGUAGAAGAAGCCGUACCUUCUAUGGGCCUGGAGGGCCACCCAGAUUUUGAUUCCGACGCCGAGGAUGAUGGAGGAGGCAAGGAGGCGAUGGAUGUCGACGGCGAGGACGACGGCGAGGACGACGCGAGCGACGGGGAGCCAAAUGCGGAAGGGCCGGAAGAUACCGCUAACAGGAUCCAUCCAUUUUGGCAUGGAGAAAGUGGGAUGUGCCAUAAUAUUACAUGUAAUCACACUGCCAGUGGUGCCAGAACUGCCCGAGUCAGACUCCUCGCUGUCAUCCUGUUGGAUCAACUCGCCAGCGAGCGCGAACGCGUCGAUGAUGCGCUCGUCGUCAGCUUGAUGGAUGGAUGUCCAGAACCUUUUGGUAAGUUUACCGUAGUGGUCCUUCGAGAACGGGAGCGGGGCAGAAGCAGAGGGAGCGGCGGGAGUGGAAGCGGCGGAAGCGGGGGCCCCAGCGGCCUGAGCUUGAUCCUCAGCAACGUUGUCGCUGGCAUUGCCGUCGCUAUCGUCGGCCUGCUUCUUCUUUCCCUUCACCUUCGCCUUCGCCUUCUGUGCCCUACCCUUCUUCGGUCUAGCCUUGGCGUUGGCCUGUGCCAUGUACUUCUUCGCCUUGGUGAAUCCUUCGCUGUUCGCGGAGCAUCCCGAGCGGAUCGUGCUCUCGAGAGCAUCGCCGACGUUCCCGAGCUUGCCUUCGAUGUUCAUUUCGAGCGCUCGGCAGGCCUAGAUACCAUCAGUAAGAAUUGA